Molecule: messenger RNA, 2285 nt
Organism: Ailuropoda melanoleuca (giant panda)
Lineage: Eukaryota; Metazoa; Chordata; Mammalia; Carnivora; Ursidae
Gene: DRC8
Product: dynein regulatory complex subunit 8
Exons: 6
Coding region: 1517-2056 (179 amino acids)
Cellular component (GO): sperm principal piece
Molecular function (GO): calcium ion binding
Source: RefSeq, a predicted model, not a curated record
AAUGGAGACACCCGGGCGCCCCUUAAAAGUUACUUUAAAAUAAUUUUCAAUCAUUUCACUUGAUUCAAAUUCCCAUUUAGAAGUGAAAUAGGUUAAUCAGCCCUAAUGUGGUGUGUAAUUAUGUCGCUUUAUUUCUAGUUUUGUUUAAUGUUCCAGUUGUCUACUAUCUUUGUUAUUUCUUAUUUCUGAACUUCUGUCUUUUAUUUUCACCGUGAAGAUUUGGAAUUUCUAAUCCUUGUCUCUGAAAGCUACAGUUUCGCCUCCUUCUUCCCUUUUCCUUUUCGGUUCUCCUCCUUUCUAGCCCCCGUCCCUUUCUCAGGAGCUCAUGGCCUCAUGGUUUUCUGGCCUCCUGUUCUCUCUUGCCCUCUCUUCUCUCCGUUUUUCUUAGCACACUCACUGCUCCUGAGGCUGACGGUUAGCUCCAUGGUUUCCUCCUUUAUGGCCAGGACCCCAGCCCCAUCCUGGCACCAUCUGGGGUUCUGGAGGCCCACGUGACCCCUUCGCCUGCAUUCCUGUGUUCUUGGCACCAGAAUCCUAACACCAGAGGAGCUCUUGGGAUUGCCCGUUCGGCCUUGUAUUUCGGAACCUGUAAGAACAAGAGGAGCUCAGAAGCGGUUUUGCUUCUCGUGUAAUUUCCCUCCCCUCCCUCCUCUUGCCGGAGCUGGUCACGGUCACCGUGCUGCCUUCCUCCCUGUGGGGUCAGGGAUGAACAGGGCUCUGUCUUCUCCAGAUACUUUUACCUCUUCUGAAGCCAAAAUGAUAAAUGGUAUAUGCCUGAUUGUUUUAAAGAGUUUAUAUGAGGCAGGGUUUCUGUUAUCACUUCUUAUACUGCGGUUUUCAUUCCAAAUGUGCUUAUCUUUUGUUUUUAAAGUUCGUUUAUUUUUCGUUAUCUCUACAUCCAGUGUGGGGCUUGAACUCGUGACCCCGAGAUCAAGAGUCUUGUGCCCUAACGACUAAGCCAGCCAGGUGCCCACUUCUUGUUUGUUUUGUUUUUAAUGAAAACUUUUAAUCUAAACAAUUUCACACUUACAGCAAGAGUAGGAGUGGCCCACGGAACUGUUGUGCGCGGUCACAGAGAUGCACCAGUUAUGAACGUUUGGCCGCGUUUGCUUUUGCCUGUGUUCUCUGUUUUAUAAUCUGUACACAUACAUAGUUACACUAUAUACACAUUUACACAUUUUAUUAUUAUUUUAACUUUGCAGGGCUAUUUGAGAGUAAGCUGUGGACAUUAUGACCUUUUCCCCCAAAAUACUCCAGUGUAUAUCUUUAAGAACUAGAACAUUCACGUCCAUAAGCCACAGGUGUGUGUGUGUGUAAAUACAGUCUUAGAAUCAGAGCAGCUGGGGAGAACUUUAAGAGCGCAUUCGGCUCCUUCCCCUGCUUCUUGCAGGUAAAUUCUUACAGUACAAAAUGGCUGUUUUCCAGGAGUGAUAAUCCCAGGUUCCAACCCCCUGGGGUUCCCCCACGUGACGUAAGUGUGGGAGGUACCCAGGCAGGGACACUUCUGAGGACAUGCAUGUGUGGCCCACCUAAACAAAGAGACCAACACUGUGCUGAGCGUGACCUGAUCUGCCGGCCAAAUCUGCCCCUCGGGUCAUCAGUUUUGAGCCCUGGAUCUGUCUUCAAGGCUCCUGUAGGGUGGAGCCUUGGCUUGCCUGGGUACAGUCAAGCUCUCCUAGAGAUCGGAACAAUUAUCAGGUCGCUAGGGUGCUGCCCGAGUGAAGGAGAGCUGCACGACCUGAUCGCAGAGGUAGAGGAAGAAGAACCCACUGGAUACAUUCGAUUUGAAAAAUUUCUUCCAGUGAUGACCGAAGUACUACUAGAAAGAAGAUACAGACCAAUUCCAGAAGACACCCUUCUUCGAGCAUUUGAGGUGUUAGAUCCGUCGAAACGUGGAUUUCUGACCAAGGAAGAACUAAUCAAGUACAUGACUGAAGAAGGUGAGCCUUUUUCUCAGGAAGAAAUGGAAGAAAUGCUGUCCGCUGCCAUUGACCCCGAAUCGAAUUCCAUUCAUUACAAGGACUACAUAGCCAUGAUGGUGGUGGACGACAGCUAGGCGCCCGGAAGACGUAAUUUCUCAUUGAAGGGAUGACCGUAGAGAUGGCCCGUCCUCGUUAAUUCUACAUCUUAUAGUUCCUACAUGUGCUAUUUAGUGCCUGCUGACAACUAUUUUGUGAUACUUUGUUUUUAAAAGAUGAGCACAAAUUCAUUGGGUACGUCUAGCCUUAUGGAACGACCAACGGCUAAUUCUUUUAAAGCUUAUUCUUAAAAAUAUUUUAACAUUG